Belonocnema kinseyi is the source of this 405-nucleotide messenger RNA. RefSeq lists its product as uncharacterized. Lineage: Eukaryota; Metazoa; Arthropoda; Insecta; Hymenoptera; Cynipidae. The transcript has a single exon. The record is from RefSeq and is a predicted model, not a curated record. Bases 1 to 405 code for a protein of 134 amino acids.
AUGGACAGCAGAUUGGCGAACUUUAUCAGCUCGGAGCACAGUAUAUCCAUUGGAAGUAAAUUUAUGUGGACCGACUCUCAGAGACUCCUCAGGUGCAUUCGAUCAGAUGCAAGUAAGUACUAUACUUUCGUCGCUCUUCGAGUUGGAGAAAUUUUGGAAUCGACAGCACAAAAUGAAUGGCGAAUGAUAACUACCAAGGAGAACGUCGCCGACGAAGCUACCAGGCACACUUAUCCUAUGGAAAUAAUGCCCACGAAUAGGUGUUUUAUAAAACCGGAAUUUCCCCGGAGAGCCCAGUCUAAGUGGCCACAAAUUUUAAAGAUGACACAGACAGAUAGUUUCCCGGUAGAUCGUGAAAUGUUGAGAAAGAAGAAGAAUCUGGCUCCUUCUUCACGAUUAUGCUAG